ACAGUCAAUUUACUGAAGCGAAAUGAAUUCGCGAUUGUCUGACUCAAAUUCCUGCGAAAGGACUUUUUGUUUCUCAGAAUCAAGAAGCGAUUGACAACGAACGUGAGUUUCUGAUGUCGAUGAGAUUCCGGGCAUUUCUCCCAACCCGUAAUAAUGGAUUCCCAGACUGGAAUGUCUCGCCAUACCGGGCCAGGGCUGUACGAAUUCCUAAUGGAAGCUGAGCUGCAACAGUAUUAUCCAGGAAUCAGAGGAGAUUUAAAAGUUCAGACAACUGCCCAGCUCAAGUAUGUGACCGAAGAAGACUUGAAUGCAAUCGGAAUGAGUAAGCCAGAGAUGCGUCGACUUAAAAAGUAUUUUCAGAAGCAUUUUCCACAAAAUUAUUUAUCCAAAUUUAAGAAAAUGCUACUGCCCAAACGUGAGGAACAGACAUCCAGUACUUUGGGUGUGCUGCCUGAAGAGAGACAAGACCGACCUCCGAUUCGUGUUCCAAACAAGCACAUGAUACCUGCGGAUGCAAUAAUUGUAAACAAGGAACUGGGAACCGGAGAAUUUGGUGUAGUUCAACAAGGAGUGUGGACAAAUGACGGAGAAAGGAUCCAAGUGGCAAUAAAAUGCCUUUCCAGAGAAAGAAUGCAGAACAAUCCGAUUGAGUUUCUGAAAGAAGCAGCCAUCAUGCAUGCCAUAGAUCAUGAGCACAUUGUCCGACUGUACGGAGUAGUUUUGGACACGAAUUCUCUGAUGCUUGUUACUGAGCUGGCGCCACUUCGUUCCCUACUAGAAUGUCUAAAGGAACCGAGCCUCAGAGCAAGUUUCCCAGUUCUAUCGUUGUGCGACUUUGCAGUUCAGAUAUCAGAUGGCAUGCAGUAUCUGGAAGCCAAGCGGCUUAUACACAGAGACUUGGCAGCUAGGAAUAUCCUUGUUUUUUCUAAAAAUAAAGUGAAAAUAUCGGACUUUGGUCUCUCCAGGGCACUGGGUGUUGGCAAGGACUAUUACCAAACUAACUUCAACGUUAACUUGAAGCUUCCAAUUGCGUGGUGUGCUCCUGAGUGUAUUUCAUACUUGAAAUUCACCUCAGCCAGUGAUGUGUGGGCCUAUGGUGUAACCCUCUGGGAGAUGUUCAGCUAUGGUUUUCAGCCAUGGGCUGCUCUAACUGGCCAACAGAUUCUCGAAGCAAUUGACGAGCCAAAUUUCCAAAGACUAGAACAGCCCGAGUGCUGCCCAAAAGACUAUUUCUCAUUGAUGGAGCAGUGUUGGCAGCAUGAACCUGCAAAGCGACCAAAAUUUUCCGAACUCACACAUUUACUGCCCGACCUCAAGCCUGAACAAGUCCAAGCAGUUCAGGACAGUACUGAAGAAAGCCAGCUGGUUUAUCGUCAAGGAGACGUGCUUACAGUUCUGGACAAAGGGACAUUGUCGGGCAACGCCAAUUGGAAAGGAGUCCUAGCUAAUGGAAAGACGGGCUUCUUUAAUCCGGCACACACCAUAGCUUAUCUGGGAUCAAACUUGCCAAGUAAUAAAAUGGGGGAGUUCACACGGGGUGAUGGCAAGAAUGCGUUUUCCUCCCAGCGCAAGAAGAUACGGCCAGACAUGAUAUCCUCGCCACAAGGCGAUCUCAAGCACACUGGACAUGUCGGUUUGGAUGGAGCUUAUUUUGGGGAUGUUAGCUUCCUUGGGGGAAAAUAUCCUCAUCUUCCUAGACAAGUUGUCAAUCCUUACAAACCCCAUGAAGAUGUUACGGAUAGCUAUGGCCAAAUCACUGAAGAAGGAAGUGGGUCUGAAUCGGCGAGGGACUCUGCGAGGGACAGCAGGGAUAUUCAACAUUUCCAUGCAGAUAUGAUUCAUAUCUUGAUAUUUCCAGAUAAUCCGUGGUCAGAUACUGCUUCCGAUAUUACUCACCUUGGGACCCCAGUAGUGGGUACAGGCAAGGCGCCAUCUGUGACUAGUGGGACGACUGAUGUGCUGAGCAUAGCUGGACUGGACCAUGAAUACCACGAGAUUAGCGAUGAGGAAAGCCACGACAGUCCUCUAAGAUUCGACAAGCCACUCAAUUUCGAUUUUGGACCAAGUUUGUUGGAUGAAAUGGACCAGAUGUUCCGAUCCUUGGGCUCUUCUCCACCACCACCACCACCUCCAGCUCAUCCAUUGCCAAGUGAACACGAUUCAAGUAACGUAAGAAACGAACUUCGAGAAAUUCAGUCAAGGCAAAGUGGCAAAAAAAAACAGGCCACCGUGAGUCCUAUAAAUGUGAAACCAAUAUCAGCAGCGGACCAAAGAACCCUAUACUCCGCAAUAGCAAUGGCGCAGGAAUUGACUGCUCGCUCAAUGACUGACCUUGAACAUCCCCCUGAAUCUCCAAGAACGCCGGUCAGCCCUUCAAGACGCAGAAAGUUUUCUUUCAAGUUACCACAUCAACAUAGCCCAAAGCCUGACCGGCGACACUUUGCAGAGGAGGCUGCCAGUAUUCCAGACAUACAGUGGUUAUGCUCGAGUCUCCAGUCUCUUUCGUCAACUGUUUCAAGCAUAGAAUCAUUAGGGGCUCCAUCAACGCUAAAACUCCCAUUAUGGGAUAAGGCUUCGGCAGAGUUUUGCUUUGCCAAGUCACGAGAACUGUUAACCAAACCAAGUGUCUGGACUUCGUACAUGGAAAUGGACUUUGAAACGCGGGCUUUGGAUGAUAACUCAUCUGCCAAAUCAACUCUUGUCAGAUCAAAUGAGUAUUCUGAAAAUGAAAACGGUAAUGGGAACGUUAACGGUGGAUGUACCCUCACUAAAGGCCCUGCUGAGCCAGACACCAAACUUAAUAUAACGCAAAAUGGCCAGACUGCUGUUUAUAACAUGGAAAAUGCGAAUUUUCAUUUUGCAAGGCAGCCGAAAAGAGUGUCAGCAAGCUAUGUAGAUCGUUACUUUGAACUACCUAAAUACUUUGAUGAUGGCGGAUCUGGUUCCGGAUCGUUUGAUCACGGGUACGACAAGAAGCUCUGCUACCAAGAGGAUACAGCAAAGAAUUACGAUAAGGUGCUAAGCCUUGAGGAGAAGGGGUGCAACAAGUUCUAUGACAAUUUUAAAAAUAACUUUACCGCUAAUGACAAAUUUGGCCUUGUACCACGGGAAAAAAUAACCAACCGAGACCCUAUGUACAGGGAAAUGAUAAAUUCUGAAACACGACCUGACGAACUAAAGAACCUUGAUGUUCCGAUAGAAAAGGUUGGAAGGUUUGAAACAUCACUGGAAAAAUUGAACAACUUUGAGCAACUCGGUACAAGACCCAAGAUUUCAACUGUAUGUGCAGUGGAACGUAACAAAAAGUUUGAUCCCCAGAAGCAAUUGAAGUCCGGGGUCGUUGGUCUGGCUUCUAAAAACUCAACUGUAGGAACCAAAGCGAUUUACAGCUCUGAUGACAGCAUCGGAAACAAUCUCAAUUUACUUCUAGACAAUCCAAGAGUUUCUGAUGCGGGAGAUGCAAUUGAACGGAAUUUGAAUGGUCGUGAGAGUCAGUUACCAUUUGUCAUUUCGAGUAAUCCUGUUUUCAUAGCAGAUCCUGAAAAAAAGGACUCUCCAUUAUAUGACAGCUCUGAGAGCUUGAGAGUAAAUUUUCAGCGUUUCAGACGAAAAUCGGACGCAGAAGCGAACAAUCAGACCGAAUUGAGCAGUCGGCUUUUUGCUGCUAAGUAUCAGCGAGAGGUUUCGGGUCUUGAAAGUGUGAAGAAUUAUCUUGAUUCGAGGAAGGGUCAGGGCUUUAAUUUGGGCCUUGGAAAAUUAACGCAGAACAUGAUUCAGCUUGGUAAAAAUAUUGCACACAAUACGCGUCAUUUUGAUAAUUCUGUACGAAAGAGACCUGAGGAUUUUGAUAAAAAAAAUGGACGUGACUUUGAACCACCCAGCCUUAAUAUUCCGCUCGAUCGUUCCAAUAUGGACCUCAAUAUUCCCGUUCAAGGCCUCAACCCACGGACAGUCACAAAGCCAGGUGUACGGAGCAACGUGAAAAAGCUGCAGCAAUCAAGUGAUCCUAACAACUUUCAACAACAUAUAUUAGAACCUCCAAAAUUAUAUCAAAACGAUGAAUCUUCACACUUUUAUCGUCACAGAACCUCUUCUCUAUCUGAUAACCGGAAAGCUACAGUCGGAAGAAACCAACGGAGAUCGUUUCAUCCCAAGAAUGAGUCUAGCGAAGAUUCUGAUUCGGUUUCGCGAUCAGAGACAGAUAUAAGAAGUCGUUUCCGUUACAGACGUCGGCAUAAAAAAAUGUCGGUAACCAAGGGUGCAGGUGCAGGUCCGCCGCAUAACUUGCGGCUGAAUUUCAAUGCUGGAAAAAAGGGAAAUCAAUUUUUACACCCUGACUCUGCAAGAGGCUUUUCUUCCACCGAUCAAUGUGGCAAAUCACCGCCACCAUCAACGAGCUUCCUAAAUUCACUUUCACCUCCAUUUUCUUCUAGAAACAACCUUUUGUCUUGGCCAGAAAGCGCACCAAGCUCCAGUCUCACUUUUACCAGCAAUUCUGACGUAGAAUCAGACACUAGCUCAGAGUAUCCAGAGUUUACAAAUGACCUUCCUAAUUUUCCUCCGUCGCCUGCUCCCUGAGAGUUAAUUGCCCUUAGCGCUAGAAGUGGUCAUGGAAUGACGCCAAUGGGAACUGCAAACACGUCGCUAUGAUCGCGGGCAAAUGUUUCACUUACAUUUUCAUACGUGCCUGUUUGGAAAACCGCUAUUGCGGAAAGAGGAGGAUUUAUUUCUGUUGCACAAUCUGCUGAAUAUUUUAUAUAUAAAAAAAUAGAAAUAAAGAAAAUAAAAUUGAAUAUUGUACAAGGUGCACAUCACGUAAUGACAAAUUUUGAAUUCUCCGAACUAUGGGAUUUGGUAGAUGUUGGAAAAAACUCA
This is a messenger RNA of Diprion similis, 4875 nucleotides long. RefSeq names its product activated Cdc42 kinase-like (gene Ack-like). Bases 154 to 4578 code for a protein of 1474 amino acids. Lineage: Eukaryota; Metazoa; Arthropoda; Insecta; Hymenoptera; Diprionidae. The transcript has 7 exons. Gene Ontology annotation, biological process: protein phosphorylation. The record is from RefSeq and is a predicted model, not a curated record. Gene Ontology annotation, molecular function: ATP binding; protein binding; protein tyrosine kinase activity.